Molecule: messenger RNA, 813 nt
Organism: Fragaria vesca subsp. vesca
Lineage: Eukaryota; Viridiplantae; Streptophyta; Magnoliopsida; Rosales; Rosaceae
Product: probable calcium-binding protein CML13-like
Exons: 1
Coding region: 200-643 (147 amino acids)
Cellular component (GO): myosin II complex
Molecular function (GO): calcium ion binding
Source: RefSeq, a predicted model, not a curated record
CGUUGGAAAACGGAAAACGACAUAUAUGUUCGAUUGGUAAUUGGUCUUCAAAACGACGCCGUCGGAAGCGCUCUCUCCUCACAAUAAUUUUGUUCAAAAUCCCAAAAAAGGCUGCCAUUUCUCAUUUGUUGAUCAGAGAAAGAAAGAGAGAGAAGAAAGAGAAAGGACCCGAAUACCCGAGAAGCAACCCGAAUCGAAAAUGGGCAAGGAUCUGAGCGACGAUCAGGUCUCGUCGAUGAAGGAGGCGUUCACGCUGUUCGACACGGACAACGACGGCAAGAUCGCCCCGUCGGAAUUGGGGAUCCUAAUGCGGUCCCUCGGCGGCAACCCGACCCAGGCCCAACUCAAAUCCAUAGUGGCGGAGGAGAAGCUGACGGCGCCGUUCGACUUCAAGCGGUUCCUGGAGCUGAUGAGCAAGCACAUGAAGCCGGAGCCCUUCGAUCGCCAGCUCCGCGACGCCUUCAAGGUCCUCGACAAGGACGCCACCGGCUUCGUCUCCGUCUCGGAGCUCCGCCACAUCCUCACCAGCAUCGGCGAGAAAUUGGAGCCGUCCGAGUUCGACGAGUGGAUCCGCGAGGUCGAUGUCGGCAAAGAUGGCAAGAUCAAAUACGACGACUUCAUCGCCAGAAUGGUCGCCAAGUGAGAAUGUUUCUCUGUGUGUGUGUGUGUGUGUUUUGACAAAUCUCUAAGUGUUUCUCUGCGUUUUGUUUGUGGAAAUUUCUAGGGUUUGUUUUUCUGUUUGUUUGUUUGUGAUGAAUUGAAUUGUGUAUUGAAUGGUUUUAUGGAAUCUAAUCUGGAUUUUCUGGAGUAUAA